Epithele typhae is the source of this 1005-nucleotide messenger RNA. RefSeq names its product casein kinase I. Gene Ontology annotation, molecular function: ATP binding; protein serine/threonine kinase activity. Gene Ontology annotation, cellular component: cytoplasm; nucleus. NCBI's taxonomy places the organism in Eukaryota, Fungi, Basidiomycota, Agaricomycetes, Polyporales, Epitheliaceae. Bases 1 to 1005 code for a protein of 334 amino acids. The transcript has 3 exons. Gene Ontology annotation, biological process: signal transduction; endocytosis; peptidyl-serine phosphorylation. The record is from RefSeq and is a predicted model, not a curated record.
AUGGCCGAUUCGUCCUCGCACCGCCUCGACCUUCGUGUUGGUGGGAAGUACAGGUUGGGCAAGAAGAUCGGUUCAGGAUCGUUCGGUGACAUUUAUCUGGGCAUCAACAUCAUCUCCGGUGAGGAGGUCGCCAUCAAGCUCGAGUCUGUGAAGGCCAAGCACCCUCAGCUCGAGUAUGAGUCCAAGGUCUACAAGACUCUCGCCGGUGGUGUUGGUGUGCCUUUCGUGCGUUGGUUCGGGACCGAAUGCGACUACAACGCCAUGGUCAUCGACCUUCUUGGUCCUUCGCUCGAAGACCUUUUCAACUUCUGCCACCGCAAAUUUACCCUGAAGACCGUUCUUUUGCUCGCCGAUCAGCUGAUCUCCCGCAUUGAGUACAUCCACUCUCGCAACUUCAUCCACCGCGACAUCAAGCCCGACAACUUUCUCAUGGGUAUCGGCAAGCGUGGCAACCAAGUCAACGUCAUCGAUUUCGGUCUCGCCAAGAAGUACCGUGACCCGAAGACCCACUUGCACAUCCCGUACAGGGAGAACAAGAACUUGACGGGUACCGCUCGCUACACGUCCAUCAAUACCCAUCUGGGUGUCGAGCAAGCGCGUCGUGACGACCUGGAAUCCCUCGCCUACGUCUUGAUGUAUUUCCUGCGCGGCUCUCUUCCCUGGCAGGGGCUUAAGGCCGCUACCAAGAAGCAGAAGUACGACAGGAUCAUGGAGAAGAAGAUGACCACCCCCACUGAUCUCCUUUGCCGCGGCUUUCCGAACGAGUUCGGGAUUUUCCUCAACUACACACGUGCUCUCCGUUUCGAUGACAAGCCCGACUACUCGUACCUUCGUAAACUCUUCCGUGACCUCUUCGUCCGCGAGGGGUACCAGUACGACUACGUCUUCGAUUGGAGCAUGCAACGUGCCAUGGAGGACGGCGGCAGCACCAGCCAGAAGGCCACCCAGGGUCGCCGCAAGGUCCUACAGGAAGAAGAGGAGCACCGCGUCAGCGACAGGAUGUGA